Aspergillus puulaauensis is the source of this 1887-nucleotide messenger RNA. RefSeq names its product Zn(II)2Cys6 transcription factor domain-containing protein. Gene Ontology annotation, molecular function: transcription cis-regulatory region binding; zinc ion binding; DNA-binding transcription factor activity, RNA polymerase II-specific. The record is from RefSeq and is a predicted model, not a curated record. The coding region runs from base 1 to 1887 and encodes 628 amino acids. Gene Ontology annotation, biological process: regulation of DNA-templated transcription. Gene Ontology annotation, cellular component: nucleus. The transcript has 3 exons. Lineage: Eukaryota; Fungi; Ascomycota; Eurotiomycetes; Eurotiales; Aspergillaceae.
AUGUCUACUCGAAAUCCCUAUCAAUCAGGCUCCACUUCUAGGGUGGGGAAGAAAAGAACUGCCAGUCAAUACGGGCAAGCGUGUUUACCCUGCUUCAAGAACAAGUCCAAGUGCGUUAGACACGACAACGCUGAUAGCUGCGAAAGAUGUAUUCGACUCAAGAAGGAAUGCUCCUCGGCAGAGUCGCUUCGCAAGCGAGCUACUCAGAAGCCUUCCGAUGCGGCUGCAACAAUCGCAAGCCUCAAGGCCAAGGUUGACAGUCUCAACACGCUUUUAAAUGAAGUCGUUGAGGGUUCUGCUUCGCCCUCUGCCUUGCGCGAUGUUCUUCAGGAGAGACAGCAGGGCACAGAACCACUAUAUGAAACGAGGGAACUGUCGAUAUCUGACCGGACGCCAACCACUUCAAGUGAUUGGAAGUUAUCUCCCGAUCAAGAACUAUCACGUCUUUCUAUCUUCCGGGAACGGAUGCUGCCGUUUCUUGCGUUCGUGGAUCUGCCACCAGAUUUGAGUGCACAGAAACUCGACGAGGAGAAGCCGCUUUUAUUUCAAGCCAUUAUGGCUGUCACCUCGCCAUCGGUCCAGGAGAAACGGGUACGUGGGAACGAGUUGAAAAGUAUUAUUACCCAAAAAACAUGGGGAGGCAUUGACACGAGCUUGGAUUUGCUACUCUGCGUAUUGACAUAUCUCUGUUGGGGUUAUGAUACCUUUAUCAAUAAUGUGACCACCUCGAGUCCUUCUCGUCUAACGCAAAUAGCAAUGGCGGUAGCGUACGAUCUUCGUGUGGAUACAUCAGGACCCAUUGGAUCAUAUCUUUUCCCCGGCGAAGUAAUGAGCGCGGGCCUAGGCCCUCGUCGUUCGAGAAACCCAGAGGAGACAGCCCAGGAAAAACUAGAGAACAAGAGGGCUAUAUUGGGAUGUUUCUUUUUGAGUUCUUUGACGGCAUCUCAUUAUCGUCGAAUGGAACCUAUGCGUUGGACACCUCAGAUGGAGGAGUACCUCGACACUUUAGGCAGAACCAAGGAGUGUGUAACCGACGUACUGUUUUGCCUGCAGGUACGCCUCCAGGCUCUUGCUCAACAAGUCAGCGAGGAAAAGGACCAGCGACAAUUGGGGCGCUACCAGACAAUCGCGAACUUGACGCCCGGCAACUCAACAGAGCCUUUGCUAAAUAGGUGGUAUCUUGAGGCCGUGCAAAGGAAGAUACAUGAAAUAGCGGCUUUGAUACCACCGCAUCUCAAGUCUAAUGAAAUACUUCUGUCACAACUCUAUUACACCUCCCUUAGCAUAUACGAAACCAUCCACCCAGUCAGUGCGGAUGUCGAAUACACCCCUUCAUUCAACAUAUCAUCCACCCUCGAUGAGCGAGAUUGCCACUACCACACCCUACAGGCUAUACGAUCCUUUUUUGAUAAUUUUUCCAGAUUUACUUCCUUGCAAUGGGCCGGUUUCCCUUUCCAUUUUUGGGCACAGUCGGUACGGUGUACCGCCGUAUUAAUAAGACUAUCACUCCCCGCGGACCACCGUGACGAAGUUCGUAAUACAGUUGACGUGCUCACUGUGGUGGAUUUGAUUUCGGAAAGAAUAAAAGGAGCCGCGAUUGAGGCAGGGGAGACUUCUUCGGAAGACCUUUUUGGAAAAUUCCAUCGUGCCUCAAGGGCGCUGUACGCUCAUAUAUCCGCCAAGUUGCAACCACCCCCAGAGCAGCAACACACUUCGCUGCCUUGGACGGAAGUACCCGUCUGGGGCGACUCUGGAUUUGAUCCGGGUUCCAUUGAUGCGACGCAGAUGUUGAUGAUGCAGUGGCUUGGCUUUAAUGAUCCCACUGCUAGUGCGGCGAUGUCGUUCAGUAGUCCGGCUUUAUACCAUAGCUACAUGCCCGACAUGUAA